Molecule: messenger RNA, 1468 nt
Organism: Camellia sinensis
Lineage: Eukaryota; Viridiplantae; Streptophyta; Magnoliopsida; Ericales; Theaceae
Source: RefSeq, a predicted model, not a curated record
AGAUUGGAAUACGCUUUUGCCCUCAAUUGUUGCCUAUAUGUGUGUGUGUGUGUGUGUGUGUGUUUGCAGCAAGGAAAUAGCGAGAAAAACACAUCUUUGGUGGCAAGGAAACGACCAGAAAUCUUGGCCAAUGAGAACAUCGGAUCAACAAUCAAUUACGAUACCAAAAAAUCAAAGAACAAUGCAAAAGCAACUCGAAGGUUUUGGAACAAGCGUGUGGAGGAUUUUCUCAUUGGGGCUAUGAAUGAUGUAUUCUUAAGUGAUCCUAAGUGGAAGCAUGAUAAUAACCAAUUUAGGCCAGGCUUCUACAAUUUAUGCGAGAAGAAAAUCUUACUAGCAUUUGCUGGAACCAAUCUUCGAGCCUCUUCUCAUAUCGAAUCAAAGAUUAAGUUGUGGAGGAAACAAUAUAGCACUCUCUAUGAUAUGGUGAAUGCUAGUGGUUUUGGCUGGGAUGAUUGUGAGAAGAUGGUCCUUGUCGAUAGUGAUGAUGUUUGGUCAAACCAUGUUAAGAAAGUGCCAGACGAAAAAGGAAUGAGAAACAAGCCAUUUCCAUAUUAUGAAGUUUGGCUUAUUCUGUUUGGCAAGGAUAGGGUUACUGGUGAGUUAGCUGAAGGUCCAGCUGAAUCAGUUACAGCCAUGGAGAAUGAGGAAACAACUAAAGAAAAAGGAGAUGAGUCCCCGGUGGAACAAUUCUAGUUUAAUGAAACUAACAUUGAUUAUUCAAUGUCACCUUCAGGUAAUACAACUAACCCUCCUGACUCGUCUAAACCUCCUAACUCGUCUAAAGCAGGGAAAAAGUGAGUCAAACCUGCUGCGGGGAUUUCCCAAGAACUAUCUGAGAUGGCUAUUACUUUUGGAGCAUUCUUUGAAAAUACUAAUAGUAGGAUGUCAGAGAUAGCUCAUAGGAUAGGGUAUUCACAUGACCUAUCCCAGCAAAGGAGGUUGGCCAAUACAGAACUCUUGAAACUACCAAUAAGUACUGGCCAAAGGUUGAAGGUAGCAUCAAUGAUAGUCAAAGAUGGGAAGCGGGUUGAUUUGUUCUUCAGUCUAGAGGAGGAUGGCAAGAUGGAGUGGGUUUGUAUGUUGUUGGAAGGGUCUAUUAUUGGAGUAUGGAAUUAGCUAUAUGAUGGUCCUUUUGAAUAUGUAAUACAUUAUUUGUAUGAUGGUCCUUUUGAAUUAGCUGUAUAAUGGUCCUCAAUGAUUAUGUAAUAUAACUUCAGCAAAUGACCCCUAGGACUUACUGGUAUGUUCUGAAAUUUUCAUAUUCUAAGCUGUGAGAUAAAGGCCUCACUUUUUAGUAAGUAUGGGAACAGUCAGUUUCAUACAUUUUGGACAUGUUGCUGGACUAUGUUAUAAAUGAAUAUAUGUUUUUAGUGGUGAAUAUUAUUGUUCUCUCUCUCACACAGAAGAUGGUGAUUUGUUCUUCAUGCAUUUGCUUGCCCGGAUUUUGUUCAAUGAUUGGUGAUUU